AUGUUGCCUGGCAUCAAUUUUCCCACCACUGCAACCCAGCGUACGGGAAAAUUAGUCACGACCUUUAGAACAGCCGUGCGCAUCGUGUACCUGAUGUUCCUCAAUCCCAAUGCUUCCCCAGCGGACUUCAUCCCGACCCUGCUCAGAUCUGGAGCACCUUACCGUGUUCUCUCACCAUUGGGAGACGCUACUCCCCACCCGCUAGUUGAUCAACCUCCCUACCUAGCCACUCGUCAUGAGUAUACAGGAUUAAAUCUCAAUGACCCUGGUUACUGGGAAAACUACAAAAGCAAUGUCAAAGGACUGCUUGGCAGACCAUACGCUCGUCGCUUUUUGUCGCUUGGAGGGAUCUUGUGGUGUUUGGCUCUUCAGUUUGGUCCGGCUGACCUCAUUGAUCGUGCUCUUGCAGGACCCUCCUCGGAUGUGACUGACUGGGCAAGCGGGGAUAUGUUGGACGGGUUUUGUGAUGAUAUGGUAACACCUGCGGACAAAGGCAUUCUUCUUGGCCGUAGUCUGCGAGGAUCGGAAACAUGCUGGCCCCCCUAUGAUCUUUGGGAUGCAUCUACUGAGUGGACAGGUCGCUGGACUGAUGAUAAUGAGUCGUGGUUUCAAUCACACCUCUCCAAUCUUUCAGAUGGUAGACUCAACGCUCCAAAAAGUCGCCAAGUCUGGAGAAAACUCUUCAAACCGGCUCCGGCAGUCAUAUCAGAAGAACUAGCCCAUCGCGGGACUGACCCGCUCGCUCGUACUGUAUUUGGUCAAUUGGGUCACUCUGUAGAUUGUGAACCUUCUUGGGACCUGGCACAAUACGAGGCUAAUACAUAA
This is a messenger RNA of Suillus fuscotomentosus, 825 nucleotides long. RefSeq lists its product as uncharacterized. The transcript has a single exon. The record is from RefSeq and is a predicted model, not a curated record. Bases 1 to 825 code for a protein of 274 amino acids. Lineage: Eukaryota; Fungi; Basidiomycota; Agaricomycetes; Boletales; Suillaceae.